GUUUUUACGUGAAGCUCCAAAAAUCUAUGAAAUGUGUUUGCAUGCUCGUCUCCGUGAGCGGGGAUGUAGAGGUGGGAUUGCGAGAGCGGAGAGGUUCGAGAGCCCACGCGUUCAGGCGUCCAGAAAAAGUGCUUUUGACCGUGAUUCGCCACCCGGUUCUGCGCGCUCUCGCCUCGCUCAUGGGCUCCACGGUUUCCGGGAGCGCACAGUGAGCUUUUGCUGCUUUCGUUUUGACGUGGAUCGGCGCGGCAGGGAUCGGAGACGGACCGCUCGGACGGACACUCGGAGCCCUCCCCUUAGCUGGAAGCCGCCUUGGUAGUUUACCUUUUGCCAGUGGGAAGAUGACGGCUGAGGUGUAAAGCUGGUUCUUCAGUGCAAGCGCCUGCCUGCCAUUGGCUGGCCACUUUGUCAAAGAGGAGGCUCCUCCCUCAUCUGGGCAUCCAGUGGACCGAGACUACUGCCUGGCUCCUCCCUAGCUAAUCCCCUGUCCCCUCCCCAACCCCACCCCCUACCCUUCCACACACACACACAUACAGACACACAAUCACACCCUGGGGCUGGACCAUGUCUGGCGGACGGCCGGAGGGCAGCCGGACACCCGAGGCCCAGGACAAGGACAAAGAUAAGGACAAGGAACGGGAGCAGCAAAGCUGCAGGGAGGACAGCCCUGUUGUUGAACGGCGCAAUCGCAGUGGUAUCAUUAGCGAGCCCCUCAGCAAAAGUCUGAAAAGGUCUCGCACUCUUUCCCAGUACACUGCUGCCUGCCCUCAAAACACCAAUGGACUGAGCCAUAACGGCCAGGCCAAGGGAAAGGUCCAGUCUGGCCAGCACAAUCAGCAACAACAGCAGCAGCAUCCGUCGUCCACGGCUUCGGCCCUGGUGCCUGCCAAAGCGGACAGGAGCCUGGAACAGGCACUUGAAGGACACAACGGCUUACUACACUUUGCUCAGGCAGCAGCACUGCUUAAGCGAGCAGGCAUGGAGCACAUGCUGCUGCCUGGGGGCAUGGGUGCAGGGGCAGGAGUGGGUGGAGUGGGCACUGAAGCAGGGUCGGGUGAUCUGGAGGGUGCAUCAGCAGGCGACACUGUGGGGGGCCUCACGGACUUCCCGUAUGGCAUAGGUGGUGGCUUUCCCUUCAACCCGGCUGGGCUUUUCAUCAUGACGCCUGCUGGUGUGUUCCUUGCCGACAGUGCCCUGCACAUGGCUGGCCUGGCUGAGUAUCCAGCACACAGUGAGCUGGCCUCCGCUAUUAAUGCCGGCAAAAAGAAGCGUAAACGUUGCGGUAUGUGUGCGCCCUGUCGGCGCAGGAUCAACUGUGAGCAAUGCAGCAGCUGCCGCAACCGCAAGACAGGUCACCAGAUCUGCAAGUUCCGCAAGUGUGAGGAGCUAAAGAAGAAACCAUCUGCUGCACUGGAGAAGGUGAUGCUGCCAACGGGAGCGGCGUUCCGGUGGUUCCAGUAGGGCUGUGACCUCCAACCUCCACCCAAAGCUCUGCCAUCAAGUGCAAUGCUAACUCUCGCUUGGACCGACUCCAGCACCGACACUGGCUAGCAAGCAUACAAACCACGAAAAAAAGAGAAAAACAAGCACCAGAAACUUCAUAUAAACACACACACACACACACACACACACACACACACACACACACACACACACACACACACACACACACACACACACACACACAAA
Molecule: messenger RNA, 1689 nt
Organism: Tachysurus fulvidraco (yellow catfish)
Lineage: Eukaryota; Metazoa; Chordata; Actinopteri; Siluriformes; Bagridae
Gene: cxxc5a
Product: CXXC finger protein 5a
Exons: 3
Coding region: 565-1461 (298 amino acids)
Cellular component (GO): nucleus
Molecular function (GO): methyl-CpG binding; zinc ion binding
Source: RefSeq, a predicted model, not a curated record